AGGGAGUGGUCGUCUGAACACCACGAGUCUGUGCUCUCUGUGCUCUGUGUGUGCUCUGCUGCUCUGUGUGUUCUCUGUGCGUGCUCUGGGUGUGCUCUUCUGCUCUGGGGGCUCUCUGUGCUGGGUGCUCUCUGUGCUGUGUGUGCUGUGUGUGCUCUCUGUGUGUGUUCUCUCUGUGCUCUCUGUGCGCUCUAUGUGUGUGUUCUCUCUGUGCGCUCUCUGUGUGUUCUCUGUGUGUGCUCUGUGUGUUCUCUGGGUGUUCGCGCGGCGAUGCCUUUCGGCAGACAUCGCCGCCGUCUCUCUCAGCCUUCUCCUCCCGCUCUCUGCUUCCUCCAGUAACAAGGGCACGACGUACGUGGCGUGCAGGCAGACAGGCAGGGCAGGCAGGACAAGGCAGGGCAGGCAGGCGUACAGGCAGGACAGGCAGGCAGAGAUCUCCGGAGGCGAUGCACCCCACGCGGACUCUCCUCCUCAUCAUCGUCGUGGCAUCGCUCAGCUCGCCGAGCGCAUCCAGCCGAGGAGCGGGGGUUGCCGGCGGCCUGGGCCAGGCCCUGGGCAGCUACAUCCGCCGCUACGAGGGCCUCUCCUACGACACAGAGGACGUCCACACGCAGCACGAGCGCGUCCGGCGCGCCGCCCUGGGCCGGCAGACGGCGCAGCUCAGCCUCCGCUUCUCGGCGUACGGACGGGACUUCCACCUGCGGCUGCGGAGAGACGUCUCCCUCUUUGUGGACGACUUCCGGGUGGAGACCAGCGGCGUGGAGGAGACGUACGACACGUCGCACAUCUACACGGGCUCGCUGCACGGCGAGCCGGGCUCGCGGUGCCACGGCUCGGUGCUGGGCGGGCGCUUCGAGGGCGUCGUGACGACCGCCACGGACGGCACCUUCUACGUGGAGCCGGCGGAGCGCUACCCAGAGACGGGGACCGCCGCCACCGCCGCCGCCGCCACCACCGCCGCCGCAGCCGCCACUGCCACCGCACCCUUCCAUUCCGUCAUCUACCACGAGGACGACAUUGACGACCCCCGCGACCAUGGAGGCGGCCGCGGGGAGGGUGGCGGCUGCGCCGAUGGCGCCGUCUUCCAACGCAUGGCCGCGUUCCAGCGCCGCGCGGGGCACGUGGAAGAUGAUGACGGAGCACGUGACCAGAGUGGCGGUGGUGGCGGUGGCGGUGGUGGCGGUGCCGGUGCCGCGGUGCGUGGCACACGCAGCGUCCCGGGGGACAGGAACACGUGCCUCCUCUUCAUCCAGGCCGACCACUUCUUCCACAAGUUCUACGGCAGCCGCGAGGCCGUCAUCGCACAGAUUGCGAGCCACGUGAAGGCGAUCGACAGCAUCUACCAGAACACCAACUUCAACGGAAUCCGGGGCAUCAACUUCAUGGUGAAGAGGGUCCGGAUCAACGGCACGGAGGAGGAGCGCGACCCCACCAACCCCUUCCGCUUCGCCAACAUCGGCGUGGAGAAGUUCCUGGAGCUCAACUCGGAGCAGAACCACAACGACUACUGCCUCGCCUACGUGUUCACCGACCGCGACUUCGACGACGGCGUGCUCGGCCUCGCGUGGGUCGGAGCCCCCGCCGGGAGCUCGGGCGGCAUCUGCGAAAAGAACAAACUGUACUCGGACGGGAAGAGGAAGUCGCUGAACACGGGCAUCAUCACGGUGAAGAACUACGGGGCGCACGUGCCCCCCAAGGUGUCGCAUAUCACCUUCGCCCACGAGAUCGGCCACAACUUCGGCUCGCCGCACGACUCGGGCCUGGAUUGCACCCCGGGGACGUCGCUGAGCCCCGACGCCAAGGAGCGCGGCAACUUCAUCAUGUACGCACGCGCCACCUCGGGCGACCGGCCCAACAACAACCGCUUCUCGCCGUGCAGCAUGCGCAACAUCAGCCUCGUGCUCGCCUCCAAGCGCCACCACUGCUUCGUCGAGUCUGGGAACCCCAUCUGUGGGAACGGCAUCGUGGAGGAGGGGGAGGAGUGCGACUGCGGCUACCGGGACCAGUGCCGCGACCAGUGCUGCCACAACGCGGACGAGGAGCAGAGCAAGCGGUGCCGCCUGAGACCCGGCAUGCAGUGCAGCCCCUCCCAGGGCCCGUGCUGCACGCGCCAGUGCCGCUACCGCGGCGCCGCCGAGCCGUGCCGCAACGCGUCGGAGUGCGCCCUGGACGGGCGCUGCGACGGGCGCUCCUCGCCGUGCCCACCGUCGCCCCCACGCACCGACUUCACCGUGUGCAACGCGGGCACCCAGGUGUGCCUCAAGGGGCUGUGCGAGGGCUCCAUCUGCGAGCGCUACGGCUUGGAGGAGUGUGCCUGCGCCAACGCCGACGACCAGGAGCUGUGCCACGUGUGCUGCAUGGAGCGGGGCAACGCCGACUCGUGCUCCAGCACGGGCUCGGACAGCUGGCAGCGCUACUUCUCGGGCCACGUGGUGACGCUGCAGCCGGGCGCCGCCUGCAACGACUUCCGCGGCUACUGCGACGUGUUCUCGCGCUGCCGCCUCGUGGACGCCGACGGGCCCCUGGCGCGCCUCCGCAAGGCCAUCUUCGACCCACAGCUCUACGAGACCAUCGCCGAGUGGAUCGUCGCGUACUGGUGGGCCGUACUGCUGAUGGCGCUGGCGCUGGUGCUGCUCAUGGCGGCGUUCAUCCGCGUGUGCAGCGUCCACACCCCCACCAGCAACCCCACGCUGCCCCGGCACAAGCCGCUGCCAGGAACCCUCAAGAGGAACCGUUCCGCCGCGAAGACGGCCAAGCCGACGACCCGGCCAGCGGACACCAUCGAGAUGGGACGACGGACGUAGCACUUCUCCUCCCUCCCUCCUUUUCCCCAUAACCCCCCUCGCCCCCCCCCCGCUGUGUCUUCCUCCUCUCUCCCGUUCUCACCACAUCUCCCUCUCACCUCUUGCCGCCUCCUUUUCCCCCUCCUCCCCCUCGACAUUCUCUUUCUUCUCCCCGUCGUGUCCGUCCCUUAUCACCCCUUUCCCUCGCCCCACAAACCCUUCCUCUUUCUUCCUACCCGGUCACUCCCCCACCCCACCCCUCUUCACCAGCUGUCUAAGCAGCGUCGCCUCUCAGGACCUCACAUCCGGCGCAAGCAGCGACGUGCGCUCGCAUCGGGAGGCACGGGCACGGCCGCCCGGCCCUCGGGGAGUCUCAGGAGCUCGCAGCGUCAACGUUGGAUUCCGUCGCGGGGUUUUAUCGCACACUCCCCUCCCUCCGUGCCCCCGUUACCUUGCCCCCGUUACCGUGCCCCCGUUACCGUGCCCCCGUUACCGUGCCCCCGUUACCUUGCCCCACGCGCCUGUGACCGAGCACCUUUUGAGGCAGGGUUGGUGGACCGUGGAGGGAUUACGGUGUGCGAGAGACACCCCCCCCCCCUCCACCCCUUCCCUCUCCCGAGCCUACACAGGCGAUUGGGGAGGUGGCGGUACAGGAAGUAGGUUGUUGCCUCUGGUAGGCGCUCCGGGUUUCCUCCCACGCGAAUAAUCUUGAAGCGAACGCACAAACUCGACGCAUUCGUCAGUAACACUCGUGCGUGUGUGUGUGUGGUCCUAACAAGUUAAAAAUGUUAAAAAAAAAUUAGAGCCAACGUUUCGGGCAGGGGCCCUUCUUCAGAGCCAGGGGGAUUAUCCGCCGGUGUUAUUGACGUGGAUGCGUUGAGUUGUUGUUGUUGUUGGUGGUGGUGUUUAUGGCACCCACUGCCAACAACAGUUCCAUCAUCCCUGUCACAUUGUCCACCCCGGAGGCUCAGCCUCGUACUCCUCUUACGGGCCCACGACGCACAAUGAGAAAGAGCACAGAUCUUGUUUUUAUUUAAAGCCAAAAACGUUUACAUUUCAUUCCUUAUACUGUUUAUACUUUAACAUACACACAAAGACACGCACACACACAUGCUAUAUCACCUACACAAAACAUUCCUCAUGGCACUGGUGAGAUUUUUAAGGGAAAGUCCAUUAUGGAGAAGGAGGGGGGGGGGUCUAGAGGAGAUUGUAGGGAAGUUCCCACGUGUUAUUGACCUUGAAAUCCAACUUCUCCCUCCAAGCAAACUCGAAGGUGGUACAUUCCACACUCUUAGGACCAAUUAUUCCAUGCCCUUAUAUGGGUGACAAAUGAAAGGGUUGAAAUUUCCACGUAUUAUGAUUGAGUGUUUUUUUGUCUUCGGAAGAGGCAACAUUUCUCAUAAAUUGGAUGGGAGACCGCCCGAUAAACACCAUCUGUGGUUGGCGUGGGGUUUGCUGGUGGCCAUAUACAAAUUGUCAGCGCGGCAGUGGAUUCUUGAAUCCAUCUGUGUGGAGCUUCCACCGUCACCACCCACCGCCACCACCUCGUAUGCACGGGUUUUCGUGCGGGUUCUUCGAUUUGCUCGCGCACGGAGCCAGACUCUAGAUAACGUGGGACUCUGCGAGGUCUUUUUUGUUAGACAAAUGAAGGAUUCAUGAUUAAUAUGAUUGCGUGUGUGUGCGUGACGUGCGUGCGUGCUGGCGUCAGCCUAAAUCGCAACACUGAGACUGGUCUCUUUUUAUCAAGCUGUGUUUUUAAAAUCAAUAAUUUUUUCGUAGGAUAGUUAUUAGUUACUUACAAAAGUCGAGCCAUGCUGAAGCGAGCAUAUUUACAGAAUGUGACAUGUUUACACGAGCCAGACGGGUUUGGUUUUCUCUUUUUAAACGAGCCUCACACGCGCACUGCAGCAGUAUUGUUGGAAGCGAUUUCCUCGUUUUUCUCCCCGCGGCUAUCUUACGUAGGGGGGCGCAAACAGGUCCCUUCCCGGGAAACAACGUGGCCCCACGUUGGGCCAGCGUCAUCGGCGUUCGGCCGUGGAACCGUCGGAGCGAACGUUGCCCGCCCGACCCCCCUGACGUUCCUACGCUUACCGGGUUGGUACGGUGGAGCAAAAUUUGACGUCGUCUCGCGUGGCAGAACAGCAUGACGACAUUGCCGUAGCAAUAAUGGGUGAAGCCGUGUCCCUGCGUAAGACGCCCGCUAGCCGCCAGCCUAAUGUAUCACGCAAAAAUGUCAACGGUGCAUGUAGCAUCGCAGCCCUUGACUCACUGCUUCCCGCAUAGCCUCCCAGGUUUUGUAUGACUUGGUUUAGCCCCGGGUGACAACUCGGGAGAGAGACCGGAUUAGUCGCAUUUUGCAGAGUGUGCCAGUCAUAAUCCCAAUUUUCAGGGUAAAUUGGCAAACGUUGCACACAAUGCCCUACUCGCGAAAUGGCCUGCUCUUUGCGAAUAACGUCGGGGGUUCUGGGGUGUGAGGAUAUUUAACGUCCGCUGCGAAACACAUCGUGCAGAGUAGUAUUACUACGGAUGCUAUUACUAUCACCGUUGUUAAAGCCGCGGUAUUAAACGUGGCGUCCGAUGGAUUUUCGAACCGUGAGCCUCACUGCAGGACCACGCCACCAACGCCACAGCCCACGUUGGAGGGCUUUAGGAUCAAUCGUAAAAAAAACAAUAUCUAAACAUUUAGGCCUAAUUUUCGUUGCACAGUCGUUCCCGCCGGAGUCGUGGGGUCAAAAAUGUCGUGCCGGUACCAACCGUGGCUCGCCCAAUCGCCAACCAAGAUUUUUUUUCCAUCAUAGAGGUUUUUGAGUUACAUCACGUAAAAUAUAAAUGUGUCGUUAAACCCGCCACCACCCGACACAGCCAAUUAGUUAGGUUUGUCAAGUAGCGGGUUUACCAUCACAUAUUUACGUGAUCUAACCCAAAAACCUCUUCUGGAUAAUAUUGGUUGCAAAAGCCCUACUACUACUACGUGUUAAACUGAAUAUUUUUUUUGCAAACGAUUUUCUCUACAGAUCGUGCAUGCGUCUCAUAGCAAGGCUCACGUGGUAGCUCUCUUUGAUUAAAAUGUUGUUUGGUUAAUGACGGGUAUCGUAACGAGUUUAAUGAUAUUUUUUAUAUUUAUUUGUUUCAUUUAAAAAAAAAACCCCAAUGUGAAAAUGAAGCAUCUUAUAUGAAGUGUCAAAAUAAAGAUGACGUCAGUAAAUUACAAAAAAAACAGAUGGCACGAGCACUGCGAAGCUUGCCCGCUAAACAUUCAAACAAUGUCGGGUCCCAACAUCAACCGACGGUGGCCUCACGUUUGCACGUUUGCUGGGUUGUCCACCUACUGUGGGACACACUGGUGGACGUUUGCCACCCCAAGUGGUGUCCACCGAUCCCACCCCCCCUUGUCCCACGGGCCAAGUGUGUGCGCUUGUGGGGAGCGGCAGCACAGCAGCUGGCGCCCCUCGCUACGAACCCGGCCACCUGGGUUCGAUUCCCGCUCGCGGCCACCAGCACCAGUGUCUGAACCAGUCCUUGGCCACCCCUAGGUCGGCUCGGCCUCCAAUGAGUAGCUGGAGCGUGGUGUGUAAACAUCGCCACUGGGGAGACGAAGACGGCCGGGCGUGGUGCUGACCACCCACCCACUCGUGAACCCGUUCCGGCCUUCAUAGGUGCCGCUCGCUUAUGGCACUUGCCCCGACAGUCUGUUCGCGCUGCACGGGGCGAUCUCCGUCUUUGCACCGCACCCCACGCGAUGGUGGACUUGCAGGCCACGCGUCAUCCCACUCGGCCUGUGGUCCAUCGCUGUCGUCCAAAAAGACGAAGAAGAAAGAACAAACUCAACCGUUCCGUUCGCUGCACAAUUUCAGCUCGCGGAUGCCACGAACGAGCUUGCGUGGGUGACGUCGGUGGCAAUUUCUCUUGUUGUUGUUGUUGUUAUUAUUGCUGUCGUUCGGUUGUAAUUUUGUUUUCUCGCCGUGAAUUUAAUAAAGAGCUCUUCGGUGUUUGAUUCCAAGACUCCCUUCGGGUUGACCGGCCGCAUCCCACUCACGGCAGCUCCAGUGC
This is a messenger RNA of Lethenteron reissneri (Far Eastern brook lamprey), 6833 nucleotides long. RefSeq names its product disintegrin and metalloproteinase domain-containing protein 10-like. Gene Ontology annotation, molecular function: metalloendopeptidase activity involved in amyloid precursor protein catabolic process. NCBI's taxonomy places the organism in Eukaryota, Metazoa, Chordata, Hyperoartia, Petromyzontiformes, Petromyzontidae. The record is from RefSeq and is a predicted model, not a curated record. Gene Ontology annotation, biological process: Notch signaling pathway; membrane protein ectodomain proteolysis. Gene Ontology annotation, cellular component: synaptic membrane; plasma membrane.